AUGGAUAAGGAUGGAGAUGCUAUAAAAAGUUUACAUUCAUCAUUGCUGGAAAAAAUAAUCAAGAAGAGGUUUCAUUCAUCGGAGAUGGUGCUAAAUAUCAUCAAGAUCUCCCAUGUCAGCCCCUAUGCAGAUUCAUAUUGUGACCCACUCGUUGUCCCACUCACUUUCUUCGACCUAAAGUGGCUAAAAGAUUCUGUACAGCAAGUCGUCUUCUACAAACUGACCGAGUCAUCAUCAUCACGCGAGUUCUUCUACUCCGUGAUCAUCCCUAAACUCGAGGCAUCUCUUUCUCUUGUUCUCGGUCACUUCCUCCCCCUUGCGGGUCACGUCACUUGGAACCCGCAAGAUCCUAAGCCUUGCAUCGUCGUGUUCCCGCACGACACUGUCACGUUGACAGUGUCUGAGAGCGAGGAAGAUUUCAGCAGUGUUUCAGGCAAGGGAAAACGUCUCGCGAGCGAGACACGUGCCCUGGUCACCGAGUUUCCGGCUUCUUGUGACUCGCCGUGUGUCCUUUCUUUACAAGUUACCUUGUUCCCUAACCAAGGGUUCUGUAUAGGCAUAACAGCAAACCAUGCGGUGAUGGACGGUAAAACGGUAGUGAAUUUUUAUAAAUCAUGGGCUCAUAUCUGUAAAUCACAAACACAUGAAAAUAUAUUAUUACCUGAUGAUUUAACUCCCAGUUCAGACCGCACGAUCAUCAAUGUCCCUGCUUAUCUUGAAGCCAAGAUGUUGGUUCUUCAAGGUGAAAGAACCCUCAAGAUCCCUCAAGCUGGAGAGAUCGGCCAUGACAUAUUCAGGAUCACGCUUGAGUUGACUCUGGAAAACGUAGAGAAACUUAGGGAGAGAGCUAAGAGCGAGUCAACUCGCUCUCAUUCUGAGCUUCACUUGUCCACGUUCGUUUUGGCUUACGCCUACAUGUGGACUUGCUUGGUGAAGACGCAUGGAGGCCAAGGGGAAAGACCGGUUCGUCUCAUGUAUGCUGCUGACUUUAGGAACCGGUUAGACCCGCCGGUUCAUGAGGGAUACUUAGGAAACUGUGUGUUCCCCAUCGGUUGCUUCGGACACAAAGCUAAGACGUUUUUGGGAGAAGAUGGAUUUGUCAAAGCUGUCGAGAUCCUCGGCGACUCGGUCAAAGGUUUGAGUUUAUUAGGGAUUGAGCAACUUUGCGAGUUGUACGUGGAUGGAAAGAAGAGAGUGAAACCGGGUACACAGCUGGGGACUAUUGCAGGUUCAAACCGGUUUGGGCUAUAUGGUUCGGAUUUCGGGUGGGGAAAACCCGUUAAUACUGAGUUCGUUUCGAUAGACAGGAAUGAAGCGUUCUCGAUGUCGGAGAGAGAUAUGUCCGGUGGUGUGCAGGUCGGUUUGUGUUUGAAGAAACAUGAGAUGAAUGUUUUUAUUUCUUUGUUUAAUGAUGGAUUGGUAAAUUAAAUAUUUUUCUGGCUUUUAUGACUUUCUCUUGUUUGAGAUCUUGUAAUGUAAUUUUUUCUUGUAAUGUACCUAUAUAUGCAAAGUGUCAA
Molecule: messenger RNA, 1517 nt
Organism: Brassica oleracea var. oleracea
Lineage: Eukaryota; Viridiplantae; Streptophyta; Magnoliopsida; Brassicales; Brassicaceae
Product: BAHD acyltransferase At3g29680-like
Exons: 1
Coding region: 1-1428 (475 amino acids)
Source: RefSeq, a predicted model, not a curated record